AAAUAGUUCCCCUAUUUUCCCGAACCCCUCUCUCUCUCUCUUGGUUUCUUGCACGUAUCGCCUGCGGUUUUCUCCGUUGGAGUCGUCGGGGAAUUCAAAGCAAAGAAAAAUGUUUUACGUGGAAAAUACAAUUCCCAGCACCGUUCGGUUCUUCCUGUGAUAGCCAACUCGCGAGCUUUUUAAAUACAUAUACAGCUUUCUCUCAUUAUUUAUCAGGCUGCGCGCGGCUUCAAUGGGGGAAGUGAUAUCAGAGGAAGCGGUGGUGUACCUUCACGGUGACCUCGAUCUGAAAAUCAUCGAGGCUAAAUGCUUGCCAAACAUGGACUUAGUCUCAGAGCGCAUGCGCCGAUUCUUCGUUACGUUCAGGACGUGCCACACGCAGUUCAACAGAAAGAAGCAGCAGCAGCAGCACCACUCGCACAACAAGAUCAUCACGAGCGAUCCUUACGUGACGGUGUGCCUCGCCGGAGCCACCGUGGCCCGCACGCGCGUGAUCUCCAACUCCCAAAGCCCCGCGUGGAACGAGCGCUUCAAGAUCCCCCUAGCACACCCGGUCUCCGAAGUCGAAUUCUACGUCAAAGACAACGACGUGUUCGGCGCCGAUUUAAUCGGCGUCGCCACCGUCUCCGCUCGCCGGAUCCUCUCCGGCGAAACAAUCAGCGAAUGGCUGCCGAUACUCAACUCGCUCGGCAAACCUCCGAAACCGGACGCAUCGCUCCUACUCGAAAUGAGGUUCACGAAAUGCGAGGACAAUCCGAUAUACCGCAUCGCGACCGAUCCGGACCAUUUCGGAGUCCGAAACUCCUACUUCCCGGCUCGGAAAGGCGGGUCGGUCACGCUCUACCAAGACGCGCACGUGCCGGAGUCGCUGUUGCCGGAGAUAAAGUUGGACGGCGGGAAGGUUUUUCAGCACGAUAGGUGUUGGGAAGAUAUAUGUCACGCUAUAUUGGAGGCGCAUCACUUGGUUUACAUAGUCGGUUGGUCCGUUUUCCAUAAGGUGAAAUUAGUUAGAGAACCAACUAGGCCUUUGCCUUGUGGUGGUGAGUUGAGUUUGGGGGAUUUGCUCAAGUACAAGUCUCAAGAAGGUGUGAGAGUUUUGCUUUUGGUUUGGGACGACAAAACUUCCCACAGCAAAUUCUUCAUUAACACGAAUGGAGUGAUGGCAACUCAUGAUGAAGAAACUCGCAAGUUUUUCAAGCACUCUUCGGUUACAUGUGUGCUCUCACCUAGAUAUGCCAGCAGUAAGCUUAGCAUUUUCAAACAACAGGUCGUUGGAACCCUUUUUACGCAUCAUCAGAAAUGUGUGAUUGUGGAUACACAAGCGUCUGGAAAUAACAGGAAGAUUACUUCUUUUAUAGGAGGUCUAGACCUUUGCGAUGGCCGCUAUGAUACUCCUGAGCAUCGACUAUUUCGUGAUCUGGACACUGUAUAUGAGAAUGAUUAUCACAACCCAACAUUUUCUGCGGGGACUAAGGGUCCAAGGCAACCAUGGCAUGAUUUACAUUGUAAAAUUGAAGGGCCUGCUGCAUAUGAUGUGCUCACUAAUUUUGAGCAGCGUUGGAGAAAGGCAACAAAAUGGUCAGAGUUGUCGCAGCGGUUCAAAAGGGUAUCUCAUUGGCAUGAUGAUUCCUUAAUAAAGAUAGAACGGAUCUCGUGGAUACUUAGUCCAUCCAAAUCAAUUCCAAACGAUGACCCUAUAAUAUGUGUUUCCAAGGAAGAUGAUCCUGAAAACUGGCAUGUUCAGGUUUUCCGCUCAAUUGAUUCAGGGUCUUUGAAAGGAUUUCCUAAAACUGCAUAUGAUGCUGAAGCUCAGAAUCUUGUUUGUGCAAAGAAUUUGGUUAUAGACAAGAGCAUCCAAACAGCAUACAUCCAGGCAAUCAGAUCUGCUCAACAUUUUAUAUAUAUUGAGAACCAAUAUUUUCUUGGAUCUUCAUAUGCAUGGCCAAAUUACAAAGAUGCAGGUGCUGAUAAUUUAAUUCCAAUGGAGCUGGCAUUAAAGAUUGCUAGUAAGAUUCGAGUGAAGGAGAAAUUUGCAGUUUACAUUGUCAUACCUAUGUGGCCUGAGGGUGUUCCCUCAUCUGCCUCUGUGCAAGAAAUUCUCUUUUGGCAGGCGCAGACAAUGCAAAUGAUGUAUGAAAUCAUAGCAGGAGAGUUGAAAUCCAUGCAUCUUGAGAGUUCACAUCCCCGAGACUACCUCAAUUUCUAUUGUCUUGGUAAUCGAGAAGAACUACCGAAAGAAGCCUCACCUUCACCGAAUCAAUCAUCCAAGAAUGGAGAUACGGUUUCUGCCUCACAAAAGUUCCAACGGUUUAUGAUUUAUGUACACGCCAAGGGAAUGAUUGUAGAUGAUGAGUAUGUGAUAUUAGGUUCUGCCAAUAUUAAUCAACGAUCUUUGGCUGGUUCAAGAGACACUGAGAUAGCCAUGGGUGCAUAUCAACCCCAUCAUACCUGGGGCAAGAAGAAGGGUCAUCCACAUGGGCAGGUAUAUGGGUAUAGAAUGUCUUUGUGGGCAGAACAUCUGGGGAUGCUAGAUGAUUGCUUCAAGGAGCCUGAAAAUUUGGAUUGCGUGAAGAGUGUGAACCAGAUUGCUGAAGAUAACUGGAGGAAUUUCACAGCAGAGGAUUUUACACCAUUGCAGGGGCACCUUCUUAGAUACCCUGUCCAGGUAGAUGCCAAUGGGAAGGUAGGCCCCUUGCCCGGACAAGAGACUUUCCCAGAUGUUGGCGGUAAGGUGAUUGGAUCCCGUACUAAUCUUCCUGAUGCUUUAACUACAUAGGUUCACAAUUUUAUCUUUGUCGUUUUGUUCAUAUUAUAAUCGUGCAUUUACGUGGGCAUAGAAGAGGGUAAAAAAUGGUUUAAAGACAAUGAGCCUUGCUGAGUUGAAUUUAGGAUAGCUCAUAAUCUGACACGAACGUUGUGGAGGAUGCAAUUUGUUUUGCAGUGUAAUCUGUAGAAUACUAGAAUGUAUAUCAUCAAUUCAUUUCUUAUUUUUCAGUUAA
Quercus robur (English oak) is the source of this 2999-nucleotide messenger RNA. Its product is annotated as phospholipase D delta-like. Gene Ontology annotation, biological process: phosphatidylcholine metabolic process; phospholipid catabolic process. NCBI's taxonomy places the organism in Eukaryota, Viridiplantae, Streptophyta, Magnoliopsida, Fagales, Fagaceae. The coding region runs from base 233 to 2776 and encodes 847 amino acids. Gene Ontology annotation, molecular function: calcium ion binding; D-type glycerophospholipase activity. The record is from RefSeq and is a predicted model, not a curated record. Gene Ontology annotation, cellular component: plasma membrane. The transcript has 10 exons.